This is a messenger RNA of Grus americana (Whooping crane), 698 nucleotides long. RefSeq names its product liver enriched antimicrobial peptide 2 (gene LEAP2). NCBI's taxonomy places the organism in Eukaryota, Metazoa, Chordata, Aves, Gruiformes, Gruidae. The transcript has 3 exons. The record is from RefSeq and is a predicted model, not a curated record. Gene Ontology annotation, biological process: defense response to bacterium; antimicrobial humoral immune response mediated by antimicrobial peptide. Bases 215 to 448 code for a protein of 77 amino acids.
CUUGAACUAGAUCACUUCAGCAGAUGCUAACUUAGUAAUUCCCUCUUGCUCCAAAACGAACUUUGUUCCUGUAAUGACUGACAGCUGAUGCAACGAUAAGAGAAUGGAGUCUAUAAAAAUCUAGCUGAAGCCUGGGAAGUUCUAUUUGGGGCUCUUCCUACCUCCUCCGCCCAAGGCUGGUCCUGCGGUCGAAGUGACAGCUCAUACCGUGAAGAUGCACUGUUGGAAAAUGAUGGCAGUCUUGUUGCUCUGCUCACUGCUGCUCAGCCAGACAGACUGUGCUUCCUUGCACCACCAACAGCCUCGGCUAACGAGACAGAGGCGGAUGACGCCUUUCUGGAGAGGAGUCUCGCUGAGACCCGUCGGAGCCUCAUGCAGGGAUAACAGCGAAUGCAUUACAAUGCUGUGCAGGAAGAACCGCUGUUUCCUUAGAACAGCCUCGGAGUGACCUGCCACGAUGAAGAACACCAUCACUGUUACUGCUAACAAUGCUCCACUCUACUUGGGAAAUAUUUAUUGGCCGUUGGAAAGCUAGGACAGUGAAUGAGCAAUAAGUGUAUUUAACAUUUCUGUCGUACGAACCGAUAAAAGGACUUCAAAGAGCUUGAGACCGUUUUCUAACCCAGGCUGUAUCUCUGCAGCUCACCCUUCAGGAUGACUCUGGCCAAGCUCAAUAAAAGGACUCUGCAUCUCGUGUU